Messenger RNA from Corapipo altera (White-ruffed manakin), 505 nucleotides. RefSeq names its product nuclear receptor ROR-gamma-like. Gene Ontology annotation, biological process: regulation of transcription by RNA polymerase II. Gene Ontology annotation, cellular component: nucleus. The annotation marks the transcript as partial. NCBI's taxonomy places the organism in Eukaryota, Metazoa, Chordata, Aves, Passeriformes, Pipridae. Gene Ontology annotation, molecular function: RNA polymerase II cis-regulatory region sequence-specific DNA binding; zinc ion binding; nuclear receptor activity. The transcript is spliced from 2 exons. The record is from RefSeq and is a predicted model, not a curated record.
GGGUUCUUCCGGCGCAGCCAGAAGGGCGGCCCGAGCUACGCGUGCAGCCGCCAGCAGAACUGUCCCAUCGACCGCGCCACCCGCAACCGCUGCCAGCACUGCCGCCUGCAGAAGUGCCUCCGCCUCGGCAUGUCCCGCGACGCCGUCAAGUUCGGCCGCAUGUCCAAGAAGCAGCGGGACCGGCUCCAGGCAGAGGCGCAGCAGCAGCUGGAGCAGCGGGAACGGGAUCGGGAACAGCGGGAACAACGGGAAUGGGAUCGGGAACAACGGGAACAACGGGAACAACGGGAUCGGGAACGGGCGGCCCAGGGGGCUCCGCUCCCCCCCCCGGCCCACCCGCUGUCCCCCGCUGUCCCCCCGGGCUGCCCCAGGGUGUCCCCUCCCGGGCAGGAGGGGACAAAGCGGGGACAGGAGGGGGACGGGGACAGGGCGGCCCUCGAGUGGUUCCCCCAUCCCGGAGUGGGCGGUGUCCUGGAGUCCCCAACGGCGUCCGCGGGGGAGAUCG